This is a messenger RNA of Vigna radiata var. radiata (mung bean), 795 nucleotides long. RefSeq lists its product as uncharacterized. Gene Ontology annotation, molecular function: zinc ion binding. The coding region runs from base 121 to 711 and encodes 196 amino acids. NCBI's taxonomy places the organism in Eukaryota, Viridiplantae, Streptophyta, Magnoliopsida, Fabales, Fabaceae. The record is from RefSeq and is a predicted model, not a curated record. The transcript is spliced from 2 exons.
UCAAUUUGGUCCUCAUUUUCGUUAAAAAUGUUCAACAUGGUCCCUUUUUUAACAGGGUUUAAAAGAAACUAUUACUGAACUUUUACCUAGGACAGAGCAUAGAUUUUGCAUGAGACUCUGAUGUGGAAGGCUGCUACUAGUUACUACCCCCAAGCUUGGGAAAGAGAAAUGUUAAAUAUAAAAGAUGUCAAUGUAGAGGCUUACAAAUACCUCAUUGCUAUUCCCCCAAGUUGGUAUGGAGAAAAAUUGUUUGAAGUAAGACAUUUUGCAAUGAUUACAAACAAGUUUGCAGUCAACCUCGACACUCAAGACUGUACGUGCAGGAAAUGGGUCGUUAGUGGCAUCCCUUGCUGCCAUGCAAUUGCAACAAUCAGAUUCUUAAAUUUAAAUCCAAAAGACUUUGUACCCAUUUGGUUCAGAAGGUCAACGUAUGAUGAAACCUAUGCGUCUAUCAUAUUUCCAGUGAAUGGGCACCUUUUAUGGGAAAGAACAUCCUGUCCAGACAUCCUCCCACCAUUGAAGAGAAAAUUACCUGGAAGACCUAAGAAAAAAAGAAGGUUGGAGAGUUGGGAACUAAGAAGGGAUGAAACACAAAUGACCAAAGGUGGCCACCGUAAAAAAUGCAGCAUAUGUCGUAUCGUUGGGCAUAACAGAAACCAAUGCCCCUUACAUCCACAACCUUCUGAAGAACCAAGUCAAGAAAGGACAUAACCAUGUGAUGAACCACCCCAACCAAGACAGGAAUCCACUGAACAACCACCUCAGCCAAUCAGAAGGGACAAGUUACCAAUUAGG